CACGUGUGCCACUUCUUUUCCGCCCCCGCAUCGCCGUGAAAAUAUUGCUCGAUUCUUCGGAGGCCGUUCUUUAACGAGAUGCCGUUUGACGUCUUUUAAUUCGGAACUUUGGACGGGCGGUGCGUGUUGGAAUUAGCUAAUGUUUACACAUCGUUGUCCACUGCUUGCCUAAGCAUAUGGAAUGGAUUAUAGGAGUUGGCUCAGUGUGAGGAAUUCGAGAAAAGCAAUCGAAUUGUGUUUUCCAUGAAGGCGCGGUACCAAAAGCCGCAAGCUGGAGUAUUUUUUGGUAUUUCCAUGUGUGUGUGUAUAUCUUAAAAAAAUAUCAAAGACUUCUCACCAUGAGAUGCUUUGCAAGAAGCAUUGCACUGUGAAAGGAACCAGUGUUUCUGGAAGGCUCUCUCUCUCUCUCCCUGGGUUCAUUCAGUCAGGUAGAGUAAACAAAAGUCCUCCCGAGGGAGAAAUAUCCCUCCUCCAGCGCAAUGCCUCUUCACCAGUUACACGCCGAGUCUGGGACAGAGCGGCACGGCUCUGUGGGCUCUGCCGCGGACCUCAAGGCGAUAUAAUGCGGACGCGACCGUGCGCGCGCAGUGGCUGAAGAUGUGGAGCGUCCUACCGUUGAUGCUCGCGCUCACGCUGACCACCGCCGAGCUGACCGGCUGGGACAGCCUCCUGCGGCAAGCCAAGCUGCGGCGGCAGGCGGCGGAGCCCGCGACCGCCGCCUCGCCCGGCGAUGCGCGCUCCGGGGACGAACGCGCGGAUCGACUCGCCGAGAGGUUCGCCGCGAACGUCCGGCGGCUGCGGGACAGCGGGCGCAGCCUGGAGCUCGUCUUCCUGCUGGACGAGUCGUCCGGCGUGAGCGCCGCGGACUUCGCCGGCGAGCUUCGGCGCGUCCAGAAGCUGCUGUCGGAUGUCCCCGCGGCGGCCUCCGCCGCCCGAGUGGCCGUGGUGACGUUCUCGUCCAGGACCGACGCCACGCCGCUCGUGGAUCGCGUCUCGCCCCCGCGGUGCCAGCGGCACGAGUGCCCCCGGGCGCACGCCGAGGGCCCUGGCGUCGGCCUCAGCGGCGGCGGUGGCGGCACGCGCACCGAGGGUGCCCUCUUGCAGGCGGCGGAAAUCCUGCGGCACUCGGGCGAGGACUCGAAGGCGGCCGUCUUCUUGGUGAGCGACGGGCACUGGGGGGGCGGCGGAGACCCGCGGGGCGCGGCGGCGGCGCUGCGAGCAAGCGGGGCCGAGGUCUUCACCGUCGGCGUCACGAGCGGGAACGUCCGCGGGCUCGGCGAGAUGGCCUCGGCACCUGCGAGCGAACACUGCUACCUCUUGGACGACUUCGAGGAGUUCGAGGCGCUGGCUUACAGAGCCCUGCACAACGCCUUUGCAGAUGUGGAGUGCCCACUACCAGGACCAAUCUCGAACGGAGCAGUGGAGGCAACCGACUUCAGAAAUGGCAGCUCCAUCUCCUUUAGGUGUCACGAGGGCUACACGCUCAUCGGUGGCCCGACUGUGACGUGCCUCUCCCACGGCGAGUGGAGCCAGAAGCUUCCGUCAUGCGAGCCCAUCUCCUGCGGCGCCCCGGAUGAAAUCACCAACGGGGUCAUCACGGAAAAUGGGAUAACGUAUCUGUCCACGGCAACAUACGUGUGCACGACGGGCUACAGACUGCGCGGGCCCCACGUGCGGACGUGUCAGGCGUCGGGCCAGUGGAGUGGCGAGUCCCCCGAGUGCGAGGUGAUCUCGUGCGGGGAGCCGCCCCGACUCAGCCACGCCAUCGUCAAGGGGGAGAGCUUCACGUUCGGCAACGACGCGACCUACGUCUGCAGCGACGGAUACAACCUCGUGGGAACUGCCAAGAUGGCGUGCCUGGGCUCUGGCAUGUGGACGCUCAGCAAUGCGCGCUGCACCCCGCUGUCGUGCGGCGCGCCACCCCGCAUCGAGAAAGCCGUAGUCAAGGGGGACAGCUACCUGUUUGCGAGCACUCUGCUUUACGUGUGCGCCGAUGGCUACAAAUUGGAGGGGCACAAGGAGAUCGUCUGCAACGUGCACGGGAAGUGGGCUCCGACCGUCGGAGAGGACUUUCCGCAGUGCGUCUCUCAGUACUGCGGCAGGCCACCCGCGGUCCUGUUCAGCACCAUGGACAGCCCGGACGCGGACAACUUCACCGUGGGAUUUACGGUCAGCUACAAGUGCCAGGACGGUUACCAGCUGAACGGGGACGGUAAGGUCACCUGCCAAAGCGGGGGUCGUUGGCUCUCUCCGAUACAUUCAAUCCGAUGCGUUCCCGUGGACUGCGGAGAGCCGGCCACGAUUGACAGAGGCUACGUCAGCGGCAACAACUACAGCUUCGGGGCGGUGAUUGCUUACAGCUGUGAGCGGGGCUAUUACAUCAAGGGGGAGAAAAAGCGGACGUGCCAGUCGACCGGAGAGUGGAGCGGCAAGCUACCCAGCUGCCAGCCCGUGUCCUGCGGAGAGAUCCCUCAGAUUGACAAUGGGCGAGCGGAGGCCCCCAACGGGACGGUGUUCGAGAGCGUGGUGCGCUACCUCUGCGACAAGGGCUACCGCCUGCAUGGCAGCAGCACGCGGAGCUGCCAGGCCAACCGCCAGUGGUCCGCCGAGUCGCCCCCCUCGUGCGUCGAAAUGCAGUGCAAGUCGCCGCCCGUGCUGGAGAACGGCGUCGUCAGCUCGAGCAAGAUCGCUGACGCCAAGGUCAAGCGGCAUGCCACCCACAGGGGUCGCGCCGCCAAAGACGACGCCGCCGCCGCCGCUGCGGCCAAGGGUCACGUGAUGAGUCCGGGUUUCCGGUUGGAAUUCAAGUGCAAGGAGGGCUACCAGCUCUCUGGGGACUCUGUGUGGACCUGCGGCGCCGACGGACUGUGGAACACCGGCGUGGUGCCCGCGUGCAGUCCGGUGCGCUGCCCGGCGCCUCCUCCGCAGAGAAACUUGAUUUCAACCGGAAACUCGUUCAGCUUCAACAGCCUCCUGUUCAUGAGCUGCGUCGAAGGGUACAAGCUGGUCGGGUCCGCAAUCCUGCAGUGCACGGCCUCGAGAACGUGGAGCAACGCUUUCCCCAAAUGCAUUCCCAUCAACUGCACCGCCCCGCCGGAGCUCCCGUUCGGGUCGGUGUCCGGCCUCGACUACUCGCUGGGGAAGAGCAUCAACUUUUCCUGCUUGCAGGGAUUUCACUUGAAAGGGAAAUCCUCGCUCGAUUGCCUCCCGAGCGGACGAUGGAGCUCCGACGUUCCCGAGUGCGUGUCGGUGGAGUGCCCCCACCCGGAGACGAUCGCCAACGGAAUCGUGGACAACCAGGGGCUGACGUACCUCAGCCGAGCCUUCUACACGUGCAAGCCGGGCUACAGGUUGUCCGGCGCACCCACCAUGCAGUGCGGGGAAGAGGGCCGCUGGAUAGGCACGGUGCCAACGUGCGAACCCGUCACGUGCCUCCCUCCGAAGGCCAUCCCCAACGGCAGACUGACCGCGACGGGCACGAGCGUGGGCGACAGGGUGACGUUCGCCUGCGAACGCGGCUACAGGCUGGAGGGGGAGAGCAGCGUCGGCUGCGUCCACACGGGCCGGUGGAGCGCGCCAUUCCCCUCCUGCGUCCACAUCACGUGCGGCCCCCCGCAGCCCCUGGAGAACGGAUUCGUGGAAGGGAACGAAUACACGUUCGGUAGCCUCAUCAUUUACAGUUGCUUUCCCGGCUUCCAGCUGCUGGGCAACGGGCUCCAAACGUGCGAGGAGGCCGGCUGGGGUGACAGGGCCCCCGCGUGCGUCCAGAUGGAUUGCGGUCCGCCGCCGCACAUCGACUUCGGGGAAUACGUGAAGAUUCACGCGGAUGAGAAACAGAUCCACGGCGGCGAUGUUGGGGACGCGGUGGCCCCUAGAGACGAGGAACACGCAGGGGCGCUGAUUUCCCUUUAUUUCGAUUUGCCCCCGGCAAACGAGAAGGGGGGAAAGCCGACACCGACCGCACCCCCUGCGGAGCACAAGACCGGCAAGAACCACGGCUACCAAAGCGAUGGCAUGGCCUCGUUUGAACGCCGCGAUCCACGGUCACCCUUAAACCGCGGAGACAAAAGGGAAAUACGGAUGCUUUUGGAUUUCCUGAAGUCCAUCGCGGCGAAAAAAAGACAACGGCGAUCCCACCUCGGCCCGAUGUCAGAAUAUCUGUACGGAACGCUUAUUCGGUACCACUGUUUGACCGGGUUCGAUAUGGAGGGGCCGUCCGUGCUGAUAUGCCAAGAAGACGGCACGUGGAAUGGCACCGCUCCCAAGUGCCACGCGAUCCAAUGCGAGGCGCCGCGGCCGCCGGAAAACGGCGCCGUGGAAUUCCACAGCCGCGGGUUCGAGAGCGUGGCGAGCUACCGUUGCGACGUGGGAUACACGAUGGUGGGGCGGCCCUCGAGGUCGUGCACGACGAGCCGCACGUGGGACGCCGCGCCGCCCGUCUGCGUGCCUGUCACCUGCGGGGCCCCGGAAGUCAUCGCUCACGGCGGUGCCGUGCCUGGCGACGUCGCCACGCACGGCGGCGCGGUCCGGUACGGCGGCACAAUCCGGUACGCGUGCGCUCCCGGCUACUCGCUCGUCGGCCGACAGGAGCUCGCCUGCCAAGCCAACGGGACAUGGUCGGCCGAGAAGCCGAAGUGUUUGCCGCAGGAAUGCAGGCCUCCCGCGGCGCCGUCGAACGGCCGGAUCGUCGGCAGGGAUCACACGUUCCAGAGCGAGGUCCGCUACGUGUGCAACGCGGGGUACACGUUGAUUGGGAAGACCGUGCGCACGUGUCUGUUCGACGGCAGGUGGAGUAACAAACCUCCCGUGUGCAAACCCGUGUCAUGCGAAGCGCCCCGACCGAUUGCAAACGGGAGAAUCGAAGGCUCCGAAUAUACGUUCGGGAAAGCCGUGCACUACCGCUGCCUGGAUGGUUUUUCCCUGCGAGGCGUCUCGAGCAGGCUGUGCGAGUCGAGCGGCUCGUGGAGCAACAGCAGCCCGUCGUGCGAGGGGGUGACGUGCGGGCCGCCGCCGGACGUCGCCCAGGGCUACCUCGUCGGCUCCAACUUCGACUACGGCGACGCCGUCGAGUACGUCUGCUUCUCGGGCUACGAGCUGCGGGGCGACCGACGCCGGCGGUGCCUCUCCAACGGCUCGUGGAGCGCCGACAGCCCGCGGUGCGAGCCCCUCCUCUGCGGCCCACCGCCCGAGCCGGAGAACGGCGAGGCGGAGGCCUCCGACCGCACGUACGGCAGCGUCGUCGCGUUCCGCUGCCGCGGCGGCUUCGAGAUGACGGGGCCGGGGCGCGCCGUGUGCGAGGCGGACGGCAGCUGGAGCUCCGAGGCGCCGACCACGUGCCGCCGGAGGUCCUGCGGGAGCCCGCCGGAGCUCGCGCGAGCCGCGCUCCGAGGAGGCGGCGGCGGCGGGCAGCGCCGCACCGGGGAGAGCGUCGCGUACGAGUGCCGGCCGGGCUUUGCGCUCGUCGGAGACGCGACGCUGGCGUGCAACGACGCGGGCCGCUGGGGCGAGUUGCGCGCUCGCUGCGUCCCCCUGACCUGCGGCCCGCCGCCCUCGUCGCCCAGAGCUGAGAUCGUCGCGGCCUCUGACGAGUACGACGGGAAGGCGUACUACAGAUGUGCCAAAGGCUUUCGUCUGGCGGAGGACGUGGACUGGCGGACGUGCCUGAGCAACGGCUCGUGGAGCGCCAACCCCAUCACCUGCGCCCCGCGCUCGUGCGGACCGCCCCCCCGACCCCCCCACGCGCUCGUCCGAGGCGAAGCGUUCACCGUCAACAGCUCGGUGCGCGUCGGCUGCCGCGAGGGCUACCGCCUCGCCGCCGGAGACGGGGUCUCCACGUGCCGGGAUGAUGGAGUUUGGUCUCCGCCUCUGUCAGGAAUUUCCUGCGAACCUGCGAGCUGUGGCAGACCAAACGUCCCCGCUCACGGCUCGGUGGACGGGCCCGGGCUGACGUUUGGCAGUGUGGUUACCUUCUCGUGCCGCCAAGGAUACGCGUUAGAGGGCCCAUCUCAGCUAUCCUGCCUGAGCAACGGCUCCUGGAGCGCGGCGAGCCCCGCGUGCGUGGCCGCGUCCUGUCCACCGCCCUCCGCGCCUCCCCACGGCUUCGUCGCGGUGGUCUCCUAUUCUCUGGGAGGCGUCGUCCGCUACGAGUGCGACGCCGGCUACGUCCUGCACGGCGCCCGCAAUCGAAGUUGCUUGCCCAGCAGGGAGUGGAGUGGCUCACCGCCCGCCUGCGUUGAACAGUCCUGUGAACCCCCUCGGCCGAUAACCAACGGCAGAUUGGUCCGGGCCGGGCGCGGCGAUGCUGGCGCGCCCGCGGCAGAUGCUCGAUCCAGCUUCGCGGCCGGCAGCACGGUUGAGUUUGCGUGUGACGAGGGAUAUCGGCUGGAGGGGUCCAAGCGGAGCUCUUGCACCGGGAUCGGUGAAUGGAGCGUCGCUCAACCGGCGUGCGUCAGAGUCUACUGUGGAACCCCGGUGCCAGUGAUGAAUGCCAUAAUGCGUGGCAUGUACUAUCAAUACGGGGACAUGAUUACCUACUCGUGCUACAGCGGCUACAUGCUGGACGGGCCAAGCCGCAGCUUCUGCCUGCAAAAUUCAACCUGGAGCCUGCAGCCUUCUUGCAAAGCUGUUUGCAGGUUCCCCUGCCAGAAUGGAGGAUUGUGCCUGAGGCCCAAUUCGUGUUUCUGUGCUGAGGGCUGGAUGGGGCUACUGUGUGAGGAGCCUAUCUGCAUCCUACCGUGCCUGAAUGGUGGUCGGUGCAAGGCACCCUACCAGUGCGAGUGUCCGGACGGCUGGCAGGGCUCGCGCUGCCACCUCGCUGUGUGUCGAAAGCCGUGUCUGCACGGUGGCAAGUGUGUCGGCCCCAAUCGGUGCCAGUGUCUGCCAACCUGGAGUGGGCAAGAUUGUUCUCGACGUAAGAAGGCGGGCUAUUACAAAUUUUAAGAAGAAAUUUGUCUACGGAAGAAUCCGCAGUUUUCACAAGAGAUCUGAAUGUAUACUAUGGCUUUCCAUAGAUUGUUGCUUAAUACUAUAAUAUAACAGUACUACUAUUGAACAUCAAUGUUUUCGGUCAUAGUAGUGAAUGCAGCCAUAUGAUUCUUGCAAAAAAGGAUAGGGAGUUAAGGUGACAUUGCCCUUCUUAUGCUGUAACUUUUUUCAUACAACACAUAUUACGAUUCUAUCCAAAAGCGGCUGUUUGACUCAAUUUGCACGGCGAAUUAUUUUUAGUCAAAAGGUCGUUGUGACUGCUCAGAUCCUAAUUGAAAUGCGCCACUGCAGGAGGGAGCGUUUUUUUCUCCCUUCAUAUUUACAACUCCGCGUUAGGAGUGGCGCUUUGCCGUAAUGACAAAGUUGUCUGCGUGUGUUGUCGGAUUUUGCCAACAAUUAAUAGAUUGCGGUAGCUCGAGGCUCUGCUGAUAGGACGAUACCCACGCGGAAACACCUCGAUCACACCAAGGCGGUGUGAUGGAGGUGAUCAUUUGCACGUCUUUCUUUGCCCCCCAAAGGAUGACAUUGCGACGUCAAGCGUAACACAAUCACCGGGUAUUCCAUUCACUUUAUUUUUUUUAAUCUAAAGUAGACUAAGCGUUAGUUUACUCUGUGUCGAGAAGGAUUUUGAAAUUAUAUGAGAUGAAUAAUAGUGAUGAUAAAAAUCCAAUAACAUUUUUUAGUAAAAUCUGCCACACUCAAGAGCAGGACUCACAUGAUGUGGUAUAAGUGUUAUCCACAACAGUGGUUUUUGGGUUAGAUCGUGAUCGUGAUCUAACCCAAAAACCUCUUAUGGAUUAUAUUGGUUGCUAAAGCUUACAUGUUAAACUGAUAUAAAUGCUCACGGUACGACAGAAUUUUUAUUUUUGCGAUAUGAUGACAAUUGUGAUUUCAGAUUCAAAUAAUCUUGCAAUUAGCAAUCUAUUACAUUAUGUGCUGUGCUGCACAUCCAGUGAGAAUACAUAGUGAACAUUUUUUUCAACCACAGUUCACUCAACAGAAUGCUUACAGGAAAUAAAGCUGACAAUGCACAUGCCGGCAGUUACGUAAUAAAUAAGUAAGUAAAAAAAUUCUUGAACUACAAAAAUAAUGACUUGAUAUCACAACCAUGCCGUCAAUUGCUCCAGAAAACGUUUUGAAUCUGGGCCGGCGCCCAUGAUGAAACCAUUGUUUGCCGAGCUGCACUGGCUGGCGGUUGCCGAACGAAUAACAUUGUAAGGUCGCACUCAUUAGCACACAAAGUGCUUGCCGCUAAUGAACAACAACACCUUGCUGAUCUCCUCGAGAAGUCUAGACCAUCACGUUAACUUUUGGCUAACCAUUGAACAAAGACGGUCACUGCAUCGCGCGCUUUUAGACGCGCUUCUGCGGUCGCCUGGAACGCUCUUCCGUCCAAUACUAGAGAGCCACUGGGAGCUGCGCACUUUUAAAUCUUGAUUGGACACUAAUCUCUUUAAAACGCCUUUCUGUGUUUAGUUUGUUGUCCUUCCCCCGCACCUCCGAUUAGCACGGUUGGCUACGUAUAGUGUGAAAGAGGUUCAAAAUACGUAGGUUUUCAUGAGGAAUGAUGGUCUGGGCCCAGACACCCAAGGCUGCAUAGAAAAACCACAGCGUUAUAAUUUUCACCUAAUUUGGUUACAAUUCCUGCUGUGAGAAGAAAAAUGAAACUCAACAUCAGCGGCAAGGCGUCUGGGAAAGUGCCACCUCGUGUGUGCACUACAAAGGUCAAUUGAAGGGAAUCUAAAUUCCACCUGCCCAAUGUCUCAAACACCGCGUCCCUGCCGUGUGUCAGUCGGGAAUAGACGCUUCGGCUUGUGAUGAUGCCCGAUGGCACAAUGGAAAUAAACUUGUGUUAAUGAGAAAAAAAAGACGCGUCCAAUAGUAGCAACAUUAUAUUAAAACUUGUUUUGCAUUUAUGUAUACAAUUAUGCUCAUGGUUAAAUGUGAAUUAUCCUUCAUUGCAGUGACAGAAUAUCCGUAACCAGUUGUAAUUUUGUGCUGGUUGGUUGGCGUUUCAGGCCUUUGGACCUGUGCUUAGCAACCAUUAUUAACGAAACUAAAUAUACAACUAUUUGCAUCCAAUCAAAAAACGUUCCCGUUUCAACUGCCGUGCCAGGAGACUGAACCGGUGACCUCUGGAUUGCAAGUCCAUUGUGCUAACCAUUACACCAUUGUAGCAGCUUUUCCGAAUUCUUGUCCACUCCAUAUUGGUCUCUUUUUUUGAAAGCAUUUAACAUUACAUGGAUCGUAUUACCGAACCCCUGAUUACAAUUGCCAUUUCAUCUACUUGAUAGCGUAUUAAUUUUGAUAGCGUAUAUUUGCUGAAAACCUCUCAGUCUUCAGGGCCAAUAACGUUAUAAUACAUAUGAAUAGCUUCUCUGGCCACUGCAUCUAAAAUAAUCGUUUGUCAUUACAGCCAUUUCAUGUAUAUUAAUUGGCUGUAAUGCAGGCCCCUUUUCACACAUUGUCAGACACGCUUAUGCCUAUGCCGGAAUCGGAGCUCUUUGUUUGUUUUUUGGAUCGCAACGCGUGUUGUUGGGCACGAUAUCCGACGUUUUGCUCCAAGGGCUGUUCACGAAACAAAUCAGUUCCUGAAGAUGCUCCCAGCUCACGAAUCGAAACGUCGGACAACCGGACAACAUUGCAAAUGUAUACAGCACAAUCACAAAAACCUACCCAGUGAGAGCCACAGCAUUCAUAUAACAAUAAUUAUUGUUGUUUGUGGUUGUUCAUUAUACAUAGGCCUGCGAUGUGCAGUGUCGUUGUGGUAUAUUUGAGCCCAUUGGUUGUGUAAUAUCAAAGGCUGCACAAUAAUAUUCAUACUGUAUUGCAUCAAGCAGAGUUUAAAUGUGUACUGUAUUAUAUUAACUUAGCUUGAACGGUGUUUAAACUUACAUAUGUUGACAUCGGUUUUUUUUUGUUCAUACAAUCAACAAGUACUGUAUACUUUCUUCCACGGCAGAUUAUUACUGCACGUUGUACGAUUAAAUAACGUUUAAAAUCA
Petromyzon marinus (sea lamprey) is the source of this 9988-nucleotide messenger RNA. Its product is annotated as sushi, von Willebrand factor type A, EGF and pentraxin domain-containing protein 1-like. The record is from RefSeq and is a predicted model, not a curated record. NCBI's taxonomy places the organism in Eukaryota, Metazoa, Chordata, Hyperoartia, Petromyzontiformes, Petromyzontidae.